GUCCCCCACCAUGCAGAUGGGCACCAUCGCGUGCUGGGAGAAAAAGGAGGGCGACAAGAUCGGUGAAGGGGAUCUCAUCGCGGAGGUGGAGACAGACAAAGCAACAGUUGGCUUUGAGAGUUUGGAGGAAUGCUACUUGGCCAAAAUCCUGGUACCGGAGGGAACAAGAGAUGUUCCUAUUGGGGCCAUAAUAUGUAUCACAGUAGAAAAGCCUGAACAUGUUGAUGCCUUUAAAAAUUACACUCUGGAUUCUGCAGUAUCUGCUCCCCCUGCAGCCUCAAUGCCUCCCCCUCCAGCUGCAGCACCCUCACCCCCACCUCCGCCUUCUCCUCAGGCUCCUGGCAGCUCUUAUCCUCCUCAUAUGCAGGUUGCUCUCCCUGCUCUGUCACCCACCAUGACAAUGGGCACAGUGCAGAGGUGGGAAAAGAAGGUCGGGGAGAAACUGAAUGAGGGAGACUUACUAGCAGAAAUUGAGACAGAUAAAGCCACAAUAGGCUUUGAAGUGCAGGAGGAAGGCUACUUGGCAAAAAUAUUGGUGCCUGAAGGAACAAGAGAUGUGCCAUUAGGAACAACCCUCUGCAUCAUUGUGGAGAAAGAGUCUGAUAUUCCUGCCUUUGCUGACUACCGAGAGACUGCAGUAACAGAUAUGAAGGCACAAGUUCCUCCUCCUCCCCCUCCUUCACCAGUGGUGGCAACUCCUGCUGCUGCUGCUCCUCCUUCUCCCCAGCCUGCUGCUCCUCCAACUCCAGCAGUCGCAACAGCUGGGCCACCUCCCCGGAAGGGAAGGAUCCCGGUUAGUCCCCUAGCGAAGAAACUGGCAGCAGAAAAAGGAAUUGAUCUUGCCCAAGUGAAAGGUACUGGACCAGAUGGUAGAAUCACAAAGAAAGAUGUGGAGUCAUUUGUGCCACCACGGGUUGCCCCAGCUCCGGCAGUAGAAGCAGUACCUGCAGCUGCUGCAGUUGCAGCAGCACCAGUGGGGACCUUCACAGAUAUCCCGAUCAGCAACAUUCGGAGGGUCAUUGCUCAGCGGCUGAUGCAGUCUAAACAAACAAUACCUCACUACUACCUUUCUGUUGAUGUAAACAUGGGAGAAGUACUGAUGCUACGAAAAGAACUCAAUCAGGUGGUCUCAGAUAAUGUUAAGCUUUCUGUCAAUGACUUCAUAAUUAAAGCUUCUGCUCUGGCAUGCUUGAAGGUGCCUGAGGCAAAUUCUUCAUGGAUGGACACAGUUAUUAGGCAAAAUCAUGUAGUGGAUGUUAGCGUUGCAGUGAGCACUCCUGCAGGGCUUAUAACUCCUAUUGUGUUUAAUGCACAUAUAAAGGGCCUGGCUUCUAUCAGUAAGGACGUGGUCUCUUUGGCAACUAAAGCCCGAGAAGGUAAACUUCAGCCACAUGAAUUCCAGGGUGGUACUUUCACAAUUUCCAAUUUAGGAAUGUAUGGGAUUAAGAAUUUCUCUGCCAUAAUCAAUCCGCCUCAAGCCUGCAUCCUUGCAGUUGGUUCCUCAGAGAAAAAGCUAGUGCCAGCUGACAAUGAGAAAGGAUUUGAUGUGGCCAGUAUGAUGUCCGUUACACUGAGCUGUGACCAUCGUGUUGUAGAUGGAGCUGUUGGAGCACAGUGGCUUGCUGAAUUCAAGAAUUUCCUUGAAAAGCCAGUAACCAUGCUGCUAUAAUUGAAUCAUGCAAAGCAAAAUAUUCCUGGAUCACACUGUUCUGUUUUAAACAAGCUAUUUAGACUUUAGUAUUCAGACUUAUUAAAGAGUUCCAUUUUUUUAUUUAAAAUAUGUAUUAUAUUAUCUGGUAAUAUUCUUACCAGUCUGUACAGAGAAAAGGUUUGCAAAAAUGCUUUUGAAGGCAAUAUUACAUCUAUUCUGUAUGUUUAUACAGUUGGUUAACUUGCAAACUCUUCCAAAACAGUUUAGCAUCCCAGAUUUAAAGAUGAUCCAGGCAGUAUGUGUGCUGCCAUCUGCUUCUAAACUAGUUUGGAUGAGGUGGGGGUGCAUACCAGGUAAUUUCAUGACCUCCAUUUUCAGAAAUUUGAAUUGCAAACAUCUCUCCACAGGAGUUCAGAUGAGAUCGUAACUGAAACAUAGGAGGUGAAUUCCCUUAUUCUGUUCUCUUGCUGGGAUGGGUGGCAAUGGCAGAUGCACUAAGGGACUGAAGCCCCUGGCAAUAGUUUCUCAAAGGCCAAGUGUUAGCAUUCCAAGUCUCUUUUGGAAUUUAGCACUGGUUUGGACCUUCUCAGCUUUGGGAUCCCUUCUGAGCACUUUAAAGGUGAAAAAACACUGAUACCUGUGGUGUCACACCUCAGGCAUCACAGGGAACGUGCUGUCUCGUCGUAGACUUUCACUUACAUGUGCUUCUCAUAUGAGGACUCUUUAAUUGCUUUUCCUCUUGCUGGGUUAGUAUCAGACUAUGAUGCCAUGGAAGUAACUGUUCUGCAGAAUUUUCAAGAGACUUUGUGUGUUGGAACCCAUGUAGGCAAAUCACACAUGCUCAUAAUCCCACCAGAGGGUGUUAAUCAUGUGUGAUGUGUGAUUUGAAAACUUUUUCAGGCAUUCUAACAUAGGAGUGCAUUAGUCACCAGUACUGUAGUUCUGCCCUGAAUUGUCUGUGUUGUCCCAGCCUCAGUAAACUGCAGAAUGUGCUAUCCAUGUAUAUAUUGUAUGUAAAAUGUUGGAAUUGCUUGUUGGACUUGAGUCCAGUUACCCCAGUCAUUGUAUCCUGAAAGAGUGCAACGCUGAACAUGCUUAAAUUCCACUUUCUACAUGGUAACAUUCAUGUAAAAAGGAGGAUUAUGCAGUAACUUCAGCAUGACCAGGAGAAUUGAGUAAGGGGGGAGAAGUUAACCAAAAACUGAACCAAACCAAACAGAGAUGAAGCUGAUUUGUCGUAUAUCACAUUAUGUACUUUCCCCUGUAAAGUUCUGCUACAAAACUCACUAAAGAUAUUGAAAGAAAA
Molecule: messenger RNA, 2957 nt
Organism: Meleagris gallopavo (turkey)
Lineage: Eukaryota; Metazoa; Chordata; Aves; Galliformes; Phasianidae
Source: RefSeq, a predicted model, not a curated record